AUGAAACUUCUUCGGGCCUUAGUUGCUCUACAGUGUCCUAUUCAGGGUUUCACAUUGGAUCCUUUCGCUUAUUUCUUUGAGAAGAAGGAAAGACCACCACUUACUUUCUCAGUGCUGGUUCAACUCUUCUUUCUAGCAUUAUUGGGAAUCACAGCAAACCAAGGGUUUUAUCUCUUGGGAUUGUAUUAUGCCUCUCCAACUUUUGCUUCAGCGAUGCAAAAUUCAGUUCCUGCAAUUACUUUUGUCAUGGCUUCUGCUCUAGGACUUAAGAAAGUUAGCAUUUCAAGGAGAGAUGGACUAGCCAAAGUUGUAGGAACCAUUGCAAGUAUAGGGGGUGCAUCUGUCAUUACUCUUUACAAAGGCCCUCCUCUACUGCAUCAGAUAACACAACAAGAACAAGGAACUCCAAUGGAAGAAGACAGGUCUUCAAAGGAAAUCCAGAACUGGACAUGGGGAUGCAUAUUCCUGUUUGGGCACUGCUUAUCGUGGGCAGGCUGCCCUGAUGAGCUAAAAUUGAUUUCCCUUCAAACAUGGUGCAUUCACAAAGGUGGUCCUGUUUUUGUUGCUAUCUUCCAACCAAUGCAGACAAUUUUGGUAGCUAUUAUGGCUUCUUUAUUUCUUGGUGAUCAGUUGUACUCUGGAGGGAUUAUUGGUGCAAUCCUUAUCAUGCUUGGUCUCUAUUCUGUUUUGUGGGGAAAAAGUGAGGAGAAAAGAGUGGAAAUUCAAAACAAUGAAGACACCCUGACGAGGAACCUUCUUGAAGACAAAAAUAAAGACAAUGGAGAGGAACGUUGUUGUGUCUGA
Molecule: messenger RNA, 804 nt
Organism: Dovyalis caffra
Lineage: Eukaryota; Viridiplantae; Streptophyta; Magnoliopsida; Malpighiales; Salicaceae
Source: the annotation of a GenBank genome assembly